UGUAACCAACGAAACCAAUAUGAAAUUCCUCAUCUGUUUGGCCUUUUGCAUUGCCGUCGCCCAGGCUGGUUUAUUGGCUGCACCUGUCACCACGUACUCCGCACUGGCUCCAGUUGCCACCUACUCGGCCGUGGCUCCGGUUGCCACCUACUCGGCCGUGUCACCUCUUCGAUACUCCACCUAUGCUGCUGCUGCUGCCCCCGUCUACAGGACACCCGUGACCACCUACGCCGCAGCUCCUGCAACAGUCUACACCGCACCCUUGACCACCUACGCAGCAACCGCAGUUGUAAGCCCCUUCAUCAAGAAGUAGGACAUAAUGUAUUGAAGAUGUGACCCUUGGAAUAAUUACGAAAUAAAAUAAAUAAAUGACAGCAUACAAACUAA
Drosophila innubila is the source of this 387-nucleotide messenger RNA. Its product is annotated as cuticle protein 16.5-like. NCBI's taxonomy places the organism in Eukaryota, Metazoa, Arthropoda, Insecta, Diptera, Drosophilidae. The transcript has a single exon. The record is from RefSeq and is a predicted model, not a curated record. The coding region runs from base 20 to 313 and encodes 97 amino acids.